Molecule: messenger RNA, 1934 nt
Organism: Zophobas morio
Lineage: Eukaryota; Metazoa; Arthropoda; Insecta; Coleoptera; Tenebrionidae
Product: ATP-binding cassette sub-family B member 10, mitochondrial-like
Exons: 23
Coding region: 160-1878 (572 amino acids)
Biological process (GO): oligopeptide export from mitochondrion
Cellular component (GO): mitochondrial inner membrane
Molecular function (GO): ABC-type oligopeptide transporter activity; ATP hydrolysis activity; ATP binding
Source: RefSeq, a predicted model, not a curated record
CAAAUUUAUGUAGCGAAAUUUUCAAAGUUUUCUUUUAAAUUUUGGACGAGCUCAAAGAGCCCUGCAGUAUGCACUUCGCCAUCGAAGACUAUCAGAAGCUCUUGUUUUAAACAUUUACUUACUUUAGCUAAAUUAGAAAGGCUUAGAUUAUUUGGUGGUAUGUUCUUGCUUUGCAUCUCCUCCUUUGUGACUAUGGCUCUUCCUUUCGGCAUCGGAAAAAUGAUCGAUUUUGUUUUUGAUGAGAACAUUGGCCUUGUAAAAUUCAGAAAUGCAUCUUUGUUUCUCAGCGGAAUUUUUUUCAUCGGAGCCUGCGCCAACUUUGGUCGUGUGUAUUUGUUCAAUACGGCGUCCAAUAACAUCGUGGCCAAUCUCCGCAAAACCGUUUUCAGCUCUAUCAUGCUGCAGGAUAUUUCCUUUUUUGACAAAAAUCAAAGCGGCCAGCUGGUAAACCGUUUAUCUUCGGAUUCCCAAAUUGUUGGAUCGAUUUUAACCACUAAUAUUAGUGAUGGAUUGAGAAGUCUUAUUCAAAGUUUAGUUGGCUUUGGAAUGAUGUGGCAGAUUUCUCCUCUCCUUACUGGACUUGUUCUGUCUGUGAUCCCCAUUGCGGCCGGGCUCGCUUUGGUCUACGGCCGUUUUGUAAAGUGCCUUGCCCGUCAGUUGCAGGACUACGCCGCUCUUGUUAACCAUGCUGGUGCAGAAAAAAUUGCCAACAUUAGAACUGUUCGUGCUUUUGCUCGAGAGCAAUAUGAAAUAAAUAAUUAUUGUGCCGAAAUCGAUAAAAUUACGCAACUGGGAAAAAAGGAAGUUUUUGCAAAGUCUUUAUUUUUUGGCUCCACUGGUUUUACUGGAAAUAUGAUUAUCCUUUCGGUGCUUUGGUGCGGAGGAGGCAUGCUGAGCGCGGGCACCAUAACUGUUGGGAAUCUGACUUCCUUUUUAAUAUACACUGCAUAUUCAGGCAUCUCUAUUGUGGGGCUCAGCGGGUUUUAUAGCGAAGUAAUGAAGGGGCUUGGCGUAGCCGGCGCUCUUCAUGAGCUGGUCGUCACGCGUCCUCCGCUUGUUACUCGGAAGAAAGAGGUUCCUCCGCUUAUAAAAGGUUCUUUAACUUUUGAGGAUGUUUGCUUUGCUUAUCCCACACGAAAAAGCCAACAGGUCUUCAAUAAGUUUUCCCUGCACAUCGAAAGCGGAAGCGUCAUUGGGUUACUUGGCAAGAGUGGAUGCGGGAAGUCCACGCUGGCCUCGUUACUGUUAAGAUUUUAUGACGUUAAUUGUGGCGCGAUCCAGCUGGAUGGUGUCGAUAUAAAAGACAUUGACUCAUCCUGGCUAAGAGCACAUAUUGGCCUGGUCCCUCAGGAGCCCGUCUUAUUCACGGGAACAAUAAUGGAUAAUAUUCGUUAUGGGUUUCUUGAAGCCACUGAAGAAGAAAUCAUCGAGGCUUCUAAGAAGGCCAACGCUCAUGACUUUAUCAACGAUUUUAGUGACGGUUACGCCACACUUGUUGGAGAGGGCGGAAGAAGUCUUUCCGGGGGACAGCGCCAGCGAAUUGCUAUUGCGAGGGCUCUUUUGAAGAAUCCAAAAAUCAUUAUAUUUGAUGAGGCCACCUCUGCGCUCGAUUCUGCCAGUGAAAGGCUCAUCCAGGAGGCCUUGGAUCGAUAUCUGUUGGGCGACCGAACUGUGCUCAUCAUAACGCACCGCCUCACGACGCUCCGGCGGGUCAAAAAAGUCGUGGUCCUCGCGGACGGGCGAAUAAGGGAACAGGGAACCCUCGAUGAACUCAUGCAAGGCAAGGCGCCCUUGUUUAAAAGCUUACUGGCUCGCGAACUUUCAGGUGGCGCCUAUCUACUUAGUCCUGCUGAGAACGCACACGCCAACGCCUUAUAAUCAUAAUCGGUACACUCCACCAAUUAGCGGAUCUCAUUAGUAAACUCGACCAAUAA